AUGGCGAGAAGAUUACAAGGCAAGGUAGCCCUCAUCACCGGCGGAGCCAGGGGGAUCGGCGCUGCGGCGGCGCGGCUCUUCUCUCAGCACGGCGCCAAAGUCGUGAUAGCCGACAUCCGGUCCGACCUGGGCCGCUCCGUAUCCAACCAGAUCCAACUCGAGUCGGGCCACCCCGUCUCCUACGUUCAAUGCGACGUGGCGAGCGACUCGGACAUGCAAAACGCAGUCGACGCCGCCGUUUCGACGUACGGGAAGCUCGACAUCAUGUACAGCAACGCCGGGAUAGCAGGGGAGAGGUUCGACCCUCUGGCGAAGAUCAAGAAAGAAGCGUUCGGGAAGGUGUUCGACGUCAACGUGUACGGAUCGUUCCUGGCAGCGAAACACGCUGCCAGAGUGAUGGUCCCGCGGAAGAGCGGGACCAUUCUUUUGACGGGCAGCGCCGUGACGGCCAGCUACGGCACCACGCCGCACAUGUACUCUGCAUCGAAGCACGCUGUGGUGGGGCUGGCGAAGAACCUGUGCGUGGAGCUGGGGGAGUUUGGGAUUCGUGUGAACUGCAUCUCGUCGUUUGGGACUCCGACCCCGAUGGGGUCGGAGUCGAUGGGGCUGGACGAGAAGACUCUGGAGGAGAUGUUCACGACGAUCGGAAAUAUGUUCUCGGCGGUCGGGAAUCUGAAAGGAGUUGUUCUGAAACCCGAGGAUGUCGCGGAGGCCGCGCUGAACCUGGUGAGUGAUGAGUCCAAGUACCUUAGUGGGUUGAACCUUUUGGUCGAUGGUGGUUACUGCCUCAAGAGUGCUUACUAA
This is a messenger RNA of Linum tenue, 804 nucleotides long. The record is from the annotation of a GenBank genome assembly. NCBI's taxonomy places the organism in Eukaryota, Viridiplantae, Streptophyta, Magnoliopsida, Malpighiales, Linaceae.